Brienomyrus brachyistius is the source of this 6160-nucleotide messenger RNA. It is a transcript of the gene ncam1a, whose product is annotated as neural cell adhesion molecule 1a. Gene Ontology annotation, molecular function: protein binding. The record is from RefSeq and is a predicted model, not a curated record. NCBI's taxonomy places the organism in Eukaryota, Metazoa, Chordata, Actinopteri, Osteoglossiformes, Mormyridae. Gene Ontology annotation, biological process: cell adhesion. Gene Ontology annotation, cellular component: membrane.
CCUACCCAGAAUGCUCCGGAUCAACUUGCCGGCACUCAGAAUCUCUCGCCACAAACCAUGGGACAAGCAUGUUCCGCAGUAAAACCACUCUGCAAGUGAACAUCACACCCGCCCAAGGCGAGAUCAGCGUGGGAGAGUCCAAGUUCUUUCUGUGUGAAGCUAUCGGUGAUGUGAAGGAAAUCGACUGGUUCUCCCCGAGUGGCGAAAAGAUCCUGCCGAACAGACAAGACAUCAGUGUCACCCGAAAUGAUGACUCCUCAACGCUCACCAUCUACAAGGCCAAUAUCGACAAUGCCGGCAUUUACAAAUGUGUGGCCAAGAAUGGCAACAUGGAAACUCAGGCCACGGUGACUGUGAAGAUCUAUCAGAAGCUCACAUUCGAGAGUGCCCCCUCCCCUCAGGAGUUCAACGAAGGUGAAACCGCCAACAUUGUCUGCGAUGUAGUCAGCUCGCCUCCCCCCACGAUCAUCUGGAAACGCGGAAGCGGCAAAAUUCAGAUGGACAAAGAUGUACGGUUCAAGGUCCUGGACAACAACCACCUGCAGAUUCGAGGUAUCAAGAAGACAGACGAGGACGAUUACGUCUGCGAGGGCCGCAUCAUGGCCAGGGGGGAGAUCGACUUCAGGAUUAUCAAGGUCGUCGUCAAUGUUCUCCCAACGAUCCGGACCAGGCAAGCGGAGGUGAACGCCACGGCGGAUGUCGGGCAGUCCAUAAUGCUGGCAUGUGACGCCGAUGGCUACCCGGAGCCGACCGUGACAUGGGCCCGCAACAACAUUGUCCUCGAAUCAGGCGAUAAGUACAGCAUCAACGAGGACGGCUCGGAGUUGCUAAUAAAAAACGUCAGGAAGGUGGACGAAGGGGAUUACACAUGCAUCGCCAAGAACAAGGCAGGCGUGAAGAUGGAGGAAGUCAGCCUGAAUGUGUUUGUGCAACCCAAAAUCACGUACCUGAAGAACCAGACAGCUUCUGAGCUAGAGGAGCAGAUCACGCUGACCUGUGAGGCUUCGGGGGACCCCACUCCUAGCAUCGUCUGGAGCUUCGGCCGGCGCGUCUUCAACGAGGGAGAGCAGAGUCUGGAUGACAAUGUGGAGGUGCGCAGCCAUGCUCGUGUGUCCUCCCUCACCCUGAAGUAUGUCCAGUUCACUGAUGCUGGCCAGUACCUCUGCACGGCACGCAACCCCAUUGGGCAGGAUGCCCAAGCCAUGUACCUGGAAGUACGCUAUGCUCCUAAGGUCCAAGGCAAGGUGACGGUGUACACCUGGGAGGGGAACCCGGCCAACAUCAGCUGCGAGGUGCUGGCCCACCCGGAAGCUUCCGUGACCUGGUUCCGUGACAGCCAGCAGCUGCCCGGCCCCAACACCACCAACAUCAAGAUCUUCAACACGCCCGAGGCGAGCCACCUGGAGGUCACCCCCGACUCACAGACAGAUUUUGGCAGCUACAACUGCACGGCUACCAAUGCGGUCGGCACAGAAUCCAAGGAGUUCCUCCUCAUUCAGGCAGAGGUGCCCUCCGCCCCGUUCAUCGAGCAGGUGAUGCCCUACUCCAGCACGGCUGUGGUGCACUUCGACGAGCCCGACGCCACUGGCGGAGUCCCAGUGCUGAAGUACAAGGUGGAGUGGCGUCUUCUGAACCAGGGAAACUGGACCAGUCAGAAAUACACCUCCGAUGACGGUAUAAACACGAUCACCAUCGUGGGUUUGAAACCGGUGACCAGUUAUGAGGUGAAGAUGUCAGCCAUCAAUGGCAAAGGUGAAGGGGAGAGCAGCGCACCCAAAGAUUUUAGGACAGAGCCAGUCCGAGAGCCCAACCCCCCCAAACUGGAGGGCAAGCUGCAGUCAACGGGCAAUGUUCUCAAGGUCAACUGGAUCAAGCAGGAUGAUGGGGGGUCACCUAUCAAGCACUACCUAGUUAGAUACAAGGCUAAGCACGUGUCCGACUGGAAGCCAGAAAUCCGCCUGCCCAGCAACAGCGAACAUGUGGUGCUGAGUGGCCUGGACUGGAACACGGAGUAUGAGGUGCACGUGGUGGCGGAGAACCAGCAGGGCAAGUCCAAGGCCGGCACCUUCAGCUUCCGCACCUUAGCUGAGCCCACGGCCAUUCCAGACCCCAUGGUCAACGGCUCCAGCAUGAGCACAGGCGCCAUCGUGGGCAUCCUCGUCGUCAUCUUCCUGCUGCUGCUGGUGGCUGUAGACAUCACGUGCUACUUCCUCAACAAGUGCGGCCUGCUCAUGUGCAUCGCCGUGAACUUCUGCGGCAAACCGGGCCCCGGCUCCAAGAACAAGGACAUUGAGGAGGGGAAGGCUGCUUUUACGAAGGACGAGUCAAAGGAGCCCAUCGUGGAGGUGAGGACCGAGGAGGAGCGCACACCCAACCACGAAGGAGGGGGCCAGGUGGAGCCCAACGAGACCACACCCCUGACGGAACCUGAGCUGGCAGCUGACACCACUGCCACAGUGGUGGACCUGCUCCCUUCUGUCACCACUAACUCUGACUCUGUCACGACUCAGAACAGCCCCGCUAGUGAGUCCACCACGCUCACCUCCAGCACCGCCGCAGCGCCCCCUGCUGCCGACGCCAAAGCCGCCCCCCCAGUCCCCCAAUCCAGUACCCCCAAGUCUAGCACGGCCGCUCCCGCCCCACCCACUGCCACCCCCCUCCGAGCCGCCCCCAAGGUGGCCCCCCUGGUCGACCUGAGCGACGCCCCUGUAACCAAGGCGACCGGUGGCACGGAAACUGCCGACGCCGUGAGCAACCACACCCCUGCAUCUGAACCCAGCCCCGCCCCCACCACACAGCCUACCAAAGCUGAAGCCCCAAAGCCCCCUGGGAGCGAGCCGCCACGUAGUGAUCCGAAAAGCCCCCCAGUGCCAGUCCCGAACGCCACCGCCCCCGACAAUGCCGUCAAGCCCCCUCAGCACCAAGACUUUCAGAUAGACGGAGGACCCCUCCAGCCCUCAGAUACUGACCUUGCCAAGGAUGUGUUUGAUGCUCUGGGCAAGCCCCCCGGGCCCCCUGCAGACUCCAGCGCCGUCCCCGCAGCAGCCCUGGACGAGAAGAUGGCCCCAGCAGACGGCAAAAGCAAACCAGAGGAGACAGAUGUUAAGAAAACCCCGUCGGAAGUGAAGACGGACCCUAACGAAGCCGCUCAAACAAACGGGGAUGAGGUCAAAGCAUGAUCAAGCCCAACUGGAACACGUCAGUCACGGCUCUUCAAGACGUCACACCACAACAUUGAAAUGAGAUUACAAAUGGUUUCUUUCUUCAGUGUCUUUUAUGAAUUUUCAGAACAAGCGACGAGUUUGUAGAUCUGUAGAAUGGAAUACGAUCUUGUGUACAUGCUUCUCCCCCCCCCCAAGUUCAUUUUUAUUUUGUUUUGCGUUUUGUUUUCAACGUACGUUUUACCAUUCAGAGCAAAAAAAAAAGCAAGAUCUUGUAUUUAAGUUCUAUCUUGAUUUAUUGGAGGGAACCAAAAUUGAACUUCAAGGGCACUCUUUUGGGGAAAUUGUGUGAGUAAUCUCUCUCAAGUGGAACAACAUCUCAGUCCGUCAGAGUAGAUUACCGAGAGGAAAUUUAGCUUUAUCCGAUAACGAUGCCUUUAUGUUGUGCACACACACUAUUUCUAAUUAUGUCUGUUCUAUUAUGUGCUGUAUCGCCACAGUUAUUUUCACUGCUAAUGAGUUGUUUUAAUGUUCUCUUGUGUUAAAAGAUUAUGUGCAAAAAUAACUGCCUUUUAUGUUAUAUAUUUUUUUAAUCGUCAUUAUUUUGAGGGAUAUAGUAUAGAAUUAGCAUGCUUGCUUGGCCAAAAGAGGUUUCCGUAUUCCAUAUUUUUCCUUUUUUUUCUUUUCAGAUGUUUAUACACCUUUAAUCUUUCUUCCCCUUUUUGAACACGGCUUGAUUUAAUGCAAACAUGAAAAUACAAGUGAAGGCAUAGCAUUCUGACGCAGUUUAAAAGAGUUUGAGUUUGGCAGUCUGGUUGCGGUACCAAAAGACGAAUUCAUACAGGCAGUUGUAGGAAAACCUGCUCCACGCCGAUUGGUUAUCUUGUAUUUCCCCCCCAUAAACCAAGAAAAUUAACCUGUUCCUCAGAAUAGUGUGUGUGGGGAGAGAAGGGACAGUGAUGUGCUAUUGGCCAGCACAAAAGUGAGGAAUGGUGACCCAUUAGCCAAUGGGGAGAGGUGGGUGGGACCCCAGAGUAGCACCUCCUCCACAGUGCUGUGGUUGAGCACAUCACACAUCAAGGAACAGUCAUCUGGAACCAGUCUCCAGUUGUUUACCAAGCAUGGAGAAACCUCAGAAUGGCUAAGAUGGACCAAAUUUGUUCGCUUUAUAUCCUGAGGUGUUUAACAUCGGUGAUCUAAAGUCAGUAUCUUCGAUUUGACCCCCUCUUCAGAAGUGUGAAUACAAAGAGAAGUUAGGCAUAGGAAAGAAGUAAUGCGCUUAGAAGGUUAUUAACCUGUCUUUAGGCAUAGUGAAGAGCAGAAAUGCCUGAACAAAUUCAUUAUUUAAGCCAUAGUGCUCUGGUGUGGAGGUGGAAACACAAAAUGCCCAGUCAGACCUUCUUUUGUACAGGAUGUUUUUCAUUCUUUUAGACUGCAAGCUUGUGCACUGUGAAUGCGUGAAUAUUCUAGUGUGAAUAAAAAAAAAAAAUGUGUUCUUUGUCAUAGAAUAAUAAAAAAAAAUUGCAUAGUUUGGUUGUGAACGGAAUAGCGGAUAGUUGGAGACGAAAUGGGUCUAUGAAAAAAUGACAGACGAUAAAAAGGGAGAAGCCUUCGGAAAAAGUUCAUCGUGGUUCUGCGUUUCGCGUCUGCAACAGAGAGGAAGCUUAGAUGGGCUGAAGUCUGGGUCUCCCCUAUCCCCGCCCACUGCCAGCCGCUGUCACUCAGCGCCAAGGCCCACGGAGAUGUCAGUCGGCGCCGUUACUCGUUCAUGAGAUCGAAUCCUGGGAGAGAGAAAAAAAAAACGAGAGUAAAUGAGUAAGUAGCAGUUAUGUCACGUGGCUCAAUGUCUUUCUGCAUAUAACAGGCUCAGUGGAUGAUGACCGAGGCAUUUUUCAUUACAGAGCGGAGGUGUGCGCACUGCUUGAAGUACGCCUAUACAUUAUGCAAACAAACAAAGAAAGUAAAACAUUACAAAAAAACAGGAGCACUGUUAAGCAGCAGGGUCUGUAGAGGGCAGAGGGAGCAACUUCAUCCCAGCCUUAAAUUAACAGCCUGCAAAAUUGAACAUGAGGGGUCACUGACUUUGACCCUCAUCGCAUCAGUUCGAUACAUCAGGCAAGAUGUGCAGGAAAGUUUCAAGAGAAAUGCAAGUGAUCCAAACUUAAGAAAAUAUAUAAAAACACCAAAAAAAAGACAAAUAUUGUGUUAUUAUUUGAACAAGCAUGCAUAAGUACACAGACUGAAUUCUGGGUCUAGAUUUAUAACGUUGGUGUUGAGGCUGAGUUCGAACUGCAGUUCAUGGAAUCUGAACUCAUGAAGGCUUUCUUUGUUGUAUGCUAAUUAAGUGUUCUGUAUACUCUUGUCCGUUCAGAACAUUUUUACAUAAUUGGCAUCAAGUGCUUUUACUCUACGGAUGUAUGUCAUUCACAAUAAAGUGGGGGGGGGGGUGGGGGGGGGAACUCAUCUGACACUCACGUAUGAAAGGAUAACAAAAGAAGCAAGACUGAUGUUUCUUUGAUGUUUGGUGGAGGCUGCUGUGGUUAUUGACUUUUUUCACUCAACAGACAUAAAUGUGGGACCAAGUUCUUUGUGAGUUUACAUGAAUCUUUCAGUCAGUAUAUUGUGCCAUGAGGGAACUUAUAGAAUGAAGCCUGUUGCAUUGGAGCAAACUUUAGGGCGGUUGAACCUUCUCUGAUAGUAAAACCAAAAGGGUUUUGGUAGCAAAUUGGUCUCAUUAAUCUGUGCAUUUUGUGAGUUACAGGCCUUGACCCUCUACAAAAGGCUGUGUCACUUUCCCAGAAUCCUCCAUUGUCAUUCCUACCCAGCAUUCCCUGCUUUGGGGCCUUCUCUCUUAUAUACAGAUUUUUACUAAGUGAAACAUUGGUACCACCCUCUCUUUCCACUGUCACUGGUGUAAAUACUGAGUACUAACCGAAAACAUUUUGACUUUGCAUUCUGUCAGAAAUACCUGUGUUCAAUAAAAGUAAAAAAAAAAAAUA